AUGAAUAUCUUCAGGUUGGCAGGUACGUUUUGCUUGUCCCGUAGCUUGAUCGGAAGUGAGGGCCGGGCAGUUUUGGCUUCGAUUCUGGACCAGCUUUCAUCGGGGGUUAAGAUCGGAUUUCUCCCAUCUGGUGUCCAUAUUGAUUCUCCUCCAGAAGAUGAAGUCGUCCAGUCUAAAAAUUCCCUCUCUCCAUCCAGAGCUGCUCAGGCCUCUCUUUUAAAUCGCAAGCGCUAUAUUUCUUCGUCUACGUUACGCGACCUCUUCUGGACCUUCACCGACUCCGCCUAUAACACCAUCUUCAAACUCCUCUUCAUCUCCUCCUCCGCAUACACAAUAUACCUCAUGGUAAACGACUAUAAACCCACCCACGACCCAAACAUCGAUACCUUCAAGGUGCAAUACCUGCUCGGCGCAUCGGCCGUUCUGGGAAUACUCUUCCCACCCAGAUAUGAGUUCUCAGAGAUCCUCUGGGCCUUCUCCAUCUGGCUUGAAUCCGUCGCCAUCCUCCCGCAACUCUUUAUGCUCCAGCGCACCGGCGAGGCGGACACGAUAACGACUCACUACCUCUUCGCGCUGGGGAUUUAUCGCGCGCUAUACAUACCGAACUGGAUCUAUCGGUAUUUCGCAAAUGGGUUCUUCGAGCCUAUCUCUGUGAUUGCGGGUGUUAUUCAGACGAUAUUGUAUUCGGAUUUCUUUUGGAUAUAUUAUACCAAGGUUCUAAAGGGCAAGAAGUUCACGCUGCCCGUAUGA
Messenger RNA from Paracoccidioides lutzii Pb01, 750 nucleotides. RefSeq names its product ER lumen protein retaining receptor 2. Gene Ontology annotation, biological process: protein retention in ER lumen; endoplasmic reticulum to Golgi vesicle-mediated transport. Gene Ontology annotation, molecular function: ER lumen protein retrieval receptor activity. The transcript has 6 exons. Bases 1 to 750 code for a protein of 249 amino acids. The record is from RefSeq and is a predicted model, not a curated record. Gene Ontology annotation, cellular component: cis-Golgi network; endoplasmic reticulum; membrane.